AUGAGUAACCCCACCGAGAAAGAAUAUGGCGGUGGCGCUCCAGAGGUGGGCGAGGUUGAGGGGGCCUUCAACCAGGUGGAACAUACACACGCCUACGAUCUGGACUUGAAGGCAGAUGUCGCCGAUUACAAGGCGGAUGCCGUCGAGGCAGAGAACGCGGAGCACAAGAUGGGUGUGAUCGAUGCUGUGAAGGCGUAUCCCAUGGCUUCCUUCUGGGCGUUUAUCAUGUCCUUCACAAUCAUCAUGGAGUCCUACGAUGUCUUCCUUAUCGGCAAUUUCGUCGCUCUCCCUGCGUUCAAACAGCAGUUCGGUGUUUGGGACGCCAACGGUAGCCCGCCACAAUGGGUCAUCGAGACCAAGUGGCAGUCUGCGCUGCAAGUGUCAGGACAACUCGGUGCGCUCAUUGGCGUCUUCCUCGCGGGUCCCCUCACCAGUCGCAUCGGAUACCGUUACGCGACCUUGACCGGCCUCAUGCUCUUGAAUGCCUUCAUCUUCAUCUUUUACUUUGCCAAGUCGCUUCCCUUGAUUUUCGUGGCCCAGCUUCUCGAAGGCUUGCCAUGGGGUAUCUUUAUUGCCAAUGCGCCAGCAUACUGCAGUGAGAUCGUUCCGAUCAAGCUGAGAGCGCCAGCAACCCAGAUGCUGCAGAUGUUCUGGGCUAUUGGGAGUAUCAUCGUUGGUGCCGUCACCUACCGUUAUAACGGGAGAUUGGAUUCAAGUGCCUACAAGAUUCCUAUUGCGCUCCAAUGGAUGUUCCCUACCCCACUCGCGAUCCUCAUCUUUUGUGCACCCGAGUCACCCUGGUGGCUGGUGCGAAAAGGGCGUCUGGAAGAAGCCAAACAUUCGAUCGAACGUCUUGGACGCAGAUCGAGGCUGAAUUCGAGUGAGGCGGUUGCCAUGAUGCGUCGUGUCGUUGAGCUCGAGACAUCUGAAAAGCCACCCAGCCACAUCGAACUUUUCAAAGGCACUGACCUCUACCGAACUCUCAUCGUGUGUGGUGUGUACUUGGCACAGAACCUCACGGGUAACUUGAUCGCCAAUCAAGCCGUCUACUUCUUCGAGCAGGCCGGUAUGGGCACGAACACUGCCUUCGCCCUGGGUCUGACCACCUCAGCUCUUCAGAUGGUCUUCGUCAUGCUCUCCUGGAUCCUCACGACCUACUUAGGCAGACGUACCAUCUACCUCUGGGGCUCGGCAUUCAACGUCGUCCUAUUGGUAGCCCUCGGUGUCGCUGGUUCCGUCGACAGGACACACGCAUCCAACCUGGCGCAAGCCUCCCUGGGCCUCAUCAUCUCCGUUCUCUUCACCCUAGGCCCCGCGCCCGCCUCGUGGGUCAUUAUCGGAGAAACCUCUGCCAUUCGCUUGAGGCCUUUGACCACUGGAAUGGGUCGCGCUGCCUACUAUAUCAUCGAGAUCCCUUGCAUCUUCCUCGGAAGUUACAUGCUCAACCCUACUGGUGGAAAUCUUGCCGGCAAAUGCGGAUACGUCUGGGGCGCAACCGGCUUCCUUUGCUUGGUCACCGCGUACUUCUACUUGCCCGAGAUGAAGGGUCUCUCCUACCGUGAGAUCGACAUCUUGUUCAAGCGUCGCGUCCCGGCUCGCAAAUGGAAGGAGACCGUCAUCGAUGUUCAGGAUGAUGAGUAG
Messenger RNA from Mollisia scopiformis, 1641 nucleotides. RefSeq names its product sugar transporter. The transcript is spliced from 5 exons. The coding region runs from base 1 to 1641 and encodes 546 amino acids. The record is from RefSeq and is a predicted model, not a curated record. Gene Ontology annotation, biological process: transmembrane transport; carbohydrate transport. NCBI's taxonomy places the organism in Eukaryota, Fungi, Ascomycota, Leotiomycetes, Helotiales, Mollisiaceae. Gene Ontology annotation, cellular component: membrane. Gene Ontology annotation, molecular function: carbohydrate:proton symporter activity.